CUGAUUGCACCACCAAAGGAGGCAGCAAGCUCGUGUGCCAUGAAGAAAGUUUAGCCCUGCGGCACCAAUGCUGUUCACGUCUCCAGGCAGCUGUCAAAACUCGGCUUUCUUGUCGAUCCGAGUACUUUGGGCGCCAUCCGUCUUAGACGCAUAGUCGCCAGUCGCGACCGAGCUCACGGACAUGACGAACUAUCUCUCGACUCCCUACCUCCUCGGCGCCGCCGUCGUCCUGUUUAUCGGCUACAGGCUUGUCCAGCAGAUCAACACCGAUGCGCGAAUCCGCAAGCUGGGCGCUCGAGCGCCAGUCCGAAAGACGUACUUCCCGUAUGGUGUUGACAUGGCAUACGAAGUCGUCACCUAUGCUCUGAAAGACAAGUCGUACGAGCUAUGGGUUGGCAUGUUCAACAAGUGGUGCGGUCCAGGGCGAUACACAAUUGAGGCUGGCGUUGGCGAGCGCGUGGUUCUGACCGCAGACCCCGAGAACAUCAAAGCUAUUCUUGCGACACAAUUCAAGGACUACGGCAAGGGAGAGCAGUUCAGGAAAGACUGGCACACCUUCUUGGGCAACAGUAUCUUUACUACAGACGGGCAACUAUGGCACAACUCACGCCAGCUCAUCCGACCGCAAUUCGUCAAAGACCGCCUUAGCGACAUCGACAUCUUCGAACAACAUACCCAAAUCCUCAUGUCCAAGAUCGCUGGGGGUGACGAGAUCGAUACGCUUGAUAUGAUGUUCAGGUACACAUUGGAUGCCGCUACACAUUUCCUUUUGGGCCAGAGUGUGGGCAGUCUGGACGAGCCACAAACGGUCUUCGCGGAUGCGUUCUACAACGCUCAGCGUGUACAGAGCUUCGUGUCUAAGAUCGGACCUCUAAACUGGCUUAUCCCUCGCAAGCGAUUGGGCUUCUACGACUCCAUCAAGAUCAUCAACGACUUCGUCAAUCCCUUCAUCGAUCGCGCUCUCGCACUCUCCCCAGAAGAACUCGAGAAGAAGACAAACCACGACGAAGGCUACACAUUCCUCCACGCGAUCGCAGGAUACACACGCGACCGAGACAUGCUACGCGAUCAACUCGUCUCCGUCCUCCUAGCAGGCCGCGACACAACCGCGUGCACCCUAACAUGGGUAAUCUACCACCUAUCCAUCGACCCAACCAUCCUCGCCAAACUGCGUCAAGAAAUCCUGCAAACUGUCGGUCCUGAGCGCCAGCCCACUUACGAAGACUUGAAGAAUAUGAAAUACCUCCAACACAUCAUAAACGAAACCCUCCGUCUCUACCCCGUCGUCCCAUACAACGUCCGCCUCGCCCUCAAGGACACCACGCUCCCCGUAGGCGGCGGACCCGACGGUACGCAACCCAUCGGUAUCCUCGCCGGCACACCAAUCGGCUACUCGACUCUCGUCAUGCAGCGCCGCGAAGACUUAUACCCACCCACGUCUACUUCCUUCCCUCCGCCCUCGGUCUUCGCGCCCGAUCGUUGGGACAACUGGAACCCGAAGACGUGGACAUAUGUGCCGUUUAACGGCGGACCUAGGAUCUGUAUUGGUCAGCAGUUUGCGCUUACCGAGAUGGGGUAUACGCUUGUCAGAUUGUUCCAAAGGUUUCAGACGGUGGAGAAUAGGAUGGGUGGGGCGGAUCCGGGGAUGCAUGCGGAUAUCGUGUUGCAGCCGGCUAAGGAGAUUAAGGUUGUUUUUCAGUAGGUAAGUGUGUGUGUGUGUGGAUGAAGGGACGGGGUGAUGGGUUAGUGGAUGGGGAACUGGGCGCAGGAAGCAUUGGAGAUUGACGAUGUAUGAGCGUUCGCGUUUCUUCGAUCUGCAUGUCGCCCUCUUGCUCUGCUUAGCUUAGUGCUUUGCGAUGUACUGUCGUUGUCUAGUAUACCCGUCAAGAUAUACCACCCUGCUGUUAAUACCAUGAAGUCUUCUGGACAUAAUUGCAUGUAUUCUUUAGCUUUCUGCCAGCAUUACGUCGUCUC
Molecule: messenger RNA, 1974 nt
Organism: Alternaria rosae
Lineage: Eukaryota; Fungi; Ascomycota; Dothideomycetes; Pleosporales; Pleosporaceae
Product: cytochrome P450
Exons: 4
Coding region: 182-1702 (506 amino acids)
Molecular function (GO): monooxygenase activity; iron ion binding; heme binding
Source: RefSeq, a predicted model, not a curated record